This is a messenger RNA of Carassius gibelio (silver crucian carp), 3874 nucleotides long. RefSeq lists its product as uncharacterized. The transcript has 6 exons. The record is from RefSeq and is a predicted model, not a curated record. Lineage: Eukaryota; Metazoa; Chordata; Actinopteri; Cypriniformes; Cyprinidae. The coding region runs from base 2738 to 3502 and encodes 254 amino acids.
AAAUGGUGUCCCCCAUAUCAUCUUUAUCUGGCCACACAACUAGGUUUUAAUGUUAAGAAAUCCCUCGCAGUCUGAUAUCAAAGCGCCCUCUGAGAAAUUGGGGGAGCGUUCGUCGUGCUGUUUAACAGCAUUCAGCGGUGAGUUUAACAACGCUCUACUGCAGGUAGAAUAGCCUCCAGAUGUGAGUUUAACCAAAACAACGAUCAACUGCAGGUAAAACACUAUUCAGCGGUGAGUUUAACAACGCUCUACUGCAGGUAGAAUAGCCUCCAGAUGUGAGUUUAACCAAAACAACGAUCAACUGCAGGUAAAACACUAUUCAGCGGUGAGUUUAACAACGCUCUACUGCAGGUAGAACAGCAUCCAGAUGUGAGUUUAACCAAAACAACGAUCAACUGCAGGUAAAACACUAUUCAGCGGUGAGUUUAACAACGCUCUACUGCAGGUAGAACAGCAUCCAGAUGUGAGUUUAACCAAAACAACGAUCAACUGCAGGUAAAACACUAUUCAGAGAUGAGUUUAACAACGCUCUACUGCAGGUAGAAUAGCCUCCAGAUGUGAGUUUAACCAAAACAACGAUCAACUGCAGGUAAAACACUAUUCAGCGGUGAGUUUAACAACGCUCUGCGGUGCGUGCAGUAAGCAGUUUAAGCGUUUUCUGCCAGGUCACAGGGUAAGUGACUAAUUAUAGGUGAUGCAUGCUGGAUAAUGUUUAUUUUUAUUUUUAUAGGAGUCUGGUAUUGAUAAAUAAAUGCACAUAUGCUUGUGUUCGAUUAAUCAAUGUCUUGUUUAUUUAUUUAUUUAUUAAAUAUCCUCUAAAUUAAUAACUCUGACGUCAUUGUAUGGCGCGAUCGUGAUCCCGAGGUUCAUUGCGUUUUUCCCUUUCCACUCGGUAAGUAGAAAUUAAUUAAUAGAGAUCGAGACUAUUCUUAAAUUUACACAAUAAAACUGUAGAAUCAGGACAAGUUGUGUUUAGAACUUUAAGACGUGUAAGGCAGCAAUUUAUUAGGACGGUUAAUGAUAGAAAAUUAAAUAUAUAUAUAUUUAAAUUACUUGCUGCACCACAUGUGCAGUAGGCUAGCAAAGUUAGCUAAUUAAAUUCAAAGUUAAUUUUUUUUCGCAUAUAAUCAUGAAGGUGCAAUCAUGGGGAAUACAAGAUUUUCAGUACUGAUUUGUUUCCAGUUACCUAUUUUAUAUAGCUCAAACUAUUAAGCCAUUUUAGCUAACAUUAUAAAUGGUCAGGCCAGUAAUUGUUUAAAAUCCACGGAUAAUUUGAUAAUAAAUGCCUAAAUAUUAUCUAUAAUAAUCAGUAGAAACAAAUUCAUAACAACAACAGUUUUGUGUCUCAGCACAAUUUCUCACUAUAAAAUAAAUAAUUUAAAUGUUCGUUCAGAGGUUAUAUAGGAGGCUAUGUUGAACAUUGCAAUUUUUCUAUUUCUUUCUUUUGUAUUAAAAUAACAAAAUUCCACCUUCCCAAGCUCAUUUAUUCACACAUGGUGCAACCCAAAAUCAACCAAAUGGGUGGAAAAACUCUUAAAUCUGGUAACAUUAAUGAAGAAUACUGGUGUAAAGUGUAAGGCAUAGGUGUCAAACUCAAUUCCCGGAGGGUCGCAGCCCUGUAGAGUUUAGUUCCAACCCUAAUUAAAUGCACCUUACUCAGCUAAUCGAGUCCUUAAGGUUUAUUUGAAAGUUAAAGGUAUGUUUCCUGGAGCAGGGCUGAGCCCCUUCAGGAACUGAGUUUGACACCUCUGGUGUAAGGUGUUCAAUUAUUAAUAUAUUUUUUUUCUCUCUCAUCAGGUCUUUCAAAUUUGCCUGCUCUUUAUUCCAAACCUCGACCACACAUACAGACAAACACACUCACUCACUCACUCACUCACACACAAUAAAGGCACUUUUAAGAGCCACGUCCGUCCUGUUUACCUGUCUGUUCUGUAGUUUACUUGUCACUCUCUUUUUAGCUCUCUCUAUAUCUUUAUCUCUAUUUUCAUCUUUAUUUGUUUUAUUUGACCAUCCUUCCAGUUCUCUUAAUAGUUCCUAAAAAUCCUCUUUAUCGUAACAGUUUGUCCAUCUGUUGUUUGUUUUUGUGUAUAUUUCUUGUCUAGUCAUGACAAGGCCCAAAUUCAGGCCCUGCCCUUCUUGCCAGACUCCCAAUCAGGCAAGCAGGAAAACUUGUCAUGUCUGCUUUGGAAGCCUGUCCACCAAAAACUAAAUAAAAGAAAAAGUGGCAUCACUGGAUAGCCAGUGGGGGAAAUCUGUCCUUAAAAGCAGAAAUGCUGGGCGUAUAAUUGAUUCUGCCCGUAUUGCAGUAAGUUAAAAAGUUCAUAUUUCAUACAUUAUUGUGAAGUGAAACCGAAAGGCCAUGUUUUUGACAUACUAAAUAUCAUACUAAUAUGAUCUGGCCUUUACAAACAUAUUUACAUACAUCUUAUUUCAUACAUGGAAGAAGCCAUCUUUACUUAUACAUUUUGUUAAAGAGUUACUAAAUUGUAUUCUGUGUCAAGUAUUAAGUAAGUCAUGAUGGCAAUGGCAGAAACUAGCAGUACCUCUGUCCUUACCUUAUAUUGAUGAUCGAUUGUAUACAGUUCAAGAGUAAUGUGUCUUCUAAAAUAAUCUUAAUGAAACGGGUUAUGGCUUAUUUUCUUGCAUUGUUUUUCAUUAAAUGAAAUUUAUUUAACAGUACUGAUGUUUCUAAUACAUCAGUGGGUGUACUGUAACUAAUUAAUGUGUGUAAUAACUAAUGAAGUUUAAUAACUGCUUUUGUUCAUUUCAGGUGCUGAAACUUGAGGCUGUCGGAUACAAGCCAAUUUUAUUUAUUGGGAAACAGGACAAAAGGGCUUCAAAUAAGUGGGUGGCAGAUAUUAUCACGCAUCUGCACCCCACUCCUGUCACCAAAGUGUUUUUGGAGAAGAUGCGGAGGGCUUAUGAGUUUAUCUUAACAAAAGCAACCUCCACAGCCCAGCAGCCGGAGAGCGUCCCCGCGGAGCGGCCGGAGAGCGUCGCCGCGGAGCGGCCGGAGAGCCUCACCAAGCAGCCUGAAACUGUAUUUCUUCUCAAUCUUGUUCCUGUGCCUUGCUCGCUCUCUCCAACCUCUCUCUGUCCUCCUUCCUCUGCUACUUCUACAACUGUUCUUCCCUCACUUUCUUCCCCUCUUCCACCUCCACUGCGGCAGAGGAAAAGAAGGUUAAACACUUUUACCGCGUCAAACUCUACCACCCCUGUCUCUCCUCCAUAUCCAUCUGCCUCUUCCAUUUCCAAGCCUUUGAGUCAGGAGGUGCCACUGGUAAAGAACAGAAGAAAAGGUUGUCAAAAAUGUAGUAGGCAGAAGGUUUUCCUUUUUGAUAAAAUAACUGGGAAACAAAUAAAUGAGGGGAAAGCUGAAUUGAAAGUUCACUGGUUGCCUUGCACUGUGUGUGGCAAAACCUGGGAUGACACAUGGGAGCCUGCGAGUGAAUUCCAACACAUUGUGCCAAAGUCCCCACAUCCCAACCAGCUUUCAGCAUGACAACAUAGUCACCAUAGACACCUGGACUCAUCAAGCACCCUUCAAUGCAGUUCAUUUUUGAGUGUUUUUUCUUGCUGUUUGUUCUUCAGUAAAGUUUUUGCACAGUACCCAGUCUCUUUUAGUGUUUAGUCUCUUACAGUUGUCUUUUUAAAAAACUUUUUGCAUUGGUCUUGAACUGCUUAACAGUGUACCUUGCGAGAUCUUAAGUUUCUUGUCCAUGAGCAUAAGCUCAUAAAUACCAAAUAAUACUCCAAAAGCUACUAAAUUGUCACUCAAGUUUUGUAGUCAUGUUUGAAGUGUUUGAUUACAAUAAUAGAUAUGAAUUACUUUAUUAUUUAUAGUCAUAAUUGUAAUUGCCAAUUUAUUAUAAGU